GACACCUAUGAAUCAUGGGUCCUUACACACGCAAUCUUUAAGUGGACAGUGCGCAUGCGCUGACUUCCUUUUUCCGGCUGGAACCAUGGAGGUUGCAGAAGAGAAGAAAAAGAAGGUUCCUGCUGUGCCAGAAACCCUUAUGAAAAAGCGAAAACAUUUCGCAGAGCUAAAGAUAAAGCGCCUGAGAAAGAAGUUUGCCCAGAAGACGCUUCGCAAGGCGAGGAGGAAACUCAUCUAUGAAAAAGCCAGGCACUAUCAUAAGGAGUACAGACAGAUGUACAGAACUGAGAUCCGGAUGGCUAGGAUGGCGAGAAAAGCUGGCAAUUUCUAUGUCCCUGCAGAGCCCAAACUGGCAUUUGUCAUCCGGAUCAGGGGUAUCAAUGGUGUGAGCCCAAAGGUCCGCAAGGUGUUGCAGCUUCUUCGCCUUCGCCAAAUCUUCAAUGGUACCUUCGUUAAGCUCAACAAGGCUUCAAUUAACAUGCUGAGAAUUGUGGAGCCAUACAUUGCAUGGGGGUACCCAAACCUGAAGUCAGUGAACGAACUAAUAUACAAGCGUGGCUAUGGCAAAAUCAAUAAGAAGCGAAUUGCCUUGACAGAUAAUUCAUUGAUUGCUCGAUCUCUUGGUAAAUAUGGAAUCAUCUGCAUGGAGGAUCUGAUUCAUGAGAUCUAUACUGUUGGAAAACGCUUCAAAGAGGCAAAUAAUUUCCUGUGGCCAUUCAAGUUGUCAUCUCCUCGAGGUGGAAUGAAGAAAAAGACCACCCAUUUUGUGGAAGGUGGAGAUGCAGGAAAUAGGGAAGACCAGAUCAACAGGCUUAUUAGAAGGAUGAACUAAGGUGAGAUACUGCAU
Octodon degus (degu) is the source of this 847-nucleotide messenger RNA. It is a transcript of the gene Rpl7, whose product is annotated as ribosomal protein L7. Gene Ontology annotation, cellular component: cytosolic large ribosomal subunit. Gene Ontology annotation, molecular function: structural constituent of ribosome; RNA binding. The transcript has 6 exons. Gene Ontology annotation, biological process: maturation of LSU-rRNA from tricistronic rRNA transcript (SSU-rRNA, 5.8S rRNA, LSU-rRNA). Lineage: Eukaryota; Metazoa; Chordata; Mammalia; Rodentia; Octodontidae. The record is from RefSeq and is a predicted model, not a curated record. Bases 8 to 832 code for a protein of 274 amino acids.